This is a messenger RNA of Gallus gallus (chicken), 840 nucleotides long. RefSeq names its product family with sequence similarity 159 member A (gene FAM159A). The coding region runs from base 39 to 461 and encodes 140 amino acids. The transcript has 3 exons. NCBI's taxonomy places the organism in Eukaryota, Metazoa, Chordata, Aves, Galliformes, Phasianidae. The record is from RefSeq and is a predicted model, not a curated record.
GCCGGAGCCGAGGCGGCGGGCAGCCCCGCCACAGCGCGAUGAGCUCCGAGUGCAGCAGCUACCUCAACGCUGACAGGGUGCUGGUGAGCGGCUUCAGUUGCCCGCGGGUGGGAGGCGAUGCCCGCGCCGUGUACUGCUGCGGCUUCCAGGACGUCAAGUACUGCUGCGAUGACCCCCACAGCUUCUUCCCCUACGAGCACAGCUACAUGUGGUGGCUCAGUAUUGGAGCGCUUGUGGGCCUGUCAAUAGCAGCGGUGGUCCUGUUUGCUUUUAUCAUCACUGUGUGUGUUCUCUGUUAUUUGUUUAUCAGCACAAAGCCACGCAGCAAACUGGAUACUGGUUUAAGCUUACAGAUGGCAGUUAUGGAAAUUCAUCCUUCACAUGGCGGCUACCAAAAUAAGCUGUUGACAGAGCCAAGUGGCUUCAAGAGGUAUUUUCUCAGCCACGAGGAUAGACUGUGACCCACAAGAACCUUACCAACUCUUCCUGGCUGCUACAAUUGCAGCUGAUUACAAGACACCGACCUGAGAUGCCAACAAGAUGCCAGGAUGUGCAUUUCUGUAUGGUUACUGUUGUGGGAAGUAUAUUUUAAUUUGCACCAGCUACUGCUGCUAAUUACUUUCAUGCAAAUUGUUGUCUUAUGCUGUGCAAUUCCAGUGAUAUAACAGUUGUCAGGCAGAGCGUAAUUUGGUACACCCUGUUGACCAAGCUUUGUUUUAAAUUUUCCUUGUGUGCUGUCUUAACAUGAUGUCUUUGCAUCAUUAGUAUGAUCUUUAAUCAAGUGUGAUGGUUUGGUUCACAAACAUGUGAAUGCAGUACCUCAAUAAAAUCUGGCAUUCA